Messenger RNA from Onychomys torridus (southern grasshopper mouse), 741 nucleotides. RefSeq lists its product as uncharacterized. The coding region runs from base 1 to 741 and encodes 246 amino acids. NCBI's taxonomy places the organism in Eukaryota, Metazoa, Chordata, Mammalia, Rodentia, Cricetidae. The record is from RefSeq and is a predicted model, not a curated record. The transcript has a single exon.
AUGACUCAUUCUAUUUUCUCACCUUCCCUUGUAUUCUCACUAAUUCUAUUCUUUGAUGUCAUCUUCAGAUUUGCCAGCAUGAAGGAGUGCAUAUUCAAGUUGAGUUGCCUCCUUUGCAGUACAUCUGCUUUGGUGUUUGAAAUCAUUCUUGCAAACAACCGAUGCUGGCGCCUUUGGGAAUUUGACGACAAGGUGGUGAAGUCUGUGUCCAUUGGACUCUGGGAAGCUUAUUACCCUCAGGACUUUAACAUCUCAGGGUCUGUGACCAGGAUGCUGGUUCACAUCCCUAUUGAUUCAACCUGGAACAAGUCAUCGGAAUUUCAGUAUUUACAAGCCCUGAUAAUGUGGGCCAUUUUGAUGAAAAUUCUAGUUGUGAUUUUCAGUUUAGUGGCCAUUAAGAUCAGCUGUAUGGAAGACCCAGUCAUUGAGAUCCAGCUAUUUUGCUACAAGAUGUCUGCCAUAAUUUUGGCUGUGAGCAGCAUUUUUACACUUGUUGCUGUGACCUUGAACCACCUGGUAGACAUUUAUGGGCAAACCACUCUUGACUUUCCACCUGACUUUCCCGUAAAGAAAGAAGACAUUGUAAAGAAACACUGCACAACUGUGUUCUCAAUGGGUGUCCUGACAGCCACGAUGUCACUCUUUGGUGUCAUUUUUUUCCUCUAUGAGAUGAUCUCUCUGACGGUACAGAGUCAGGUGAAGGCCCAGUGUGCUUCCGAACUGGCUGAGCAAAAGGCCUGA